GAGUGUGAAAGUCAAUAUCAUUUCUCAAUGCUUUUAUCAUUUAGCGAGAGAAGUGGAGCAGUAUGCGUUUGAGCUUUUCCUGAUUCAUAGAUUUAUAGGCUGAUGAUAGGGCCAAAUGACAAGAGAGAGAGAGAGAGAGAGAGAGAGAAGGGAGAUAGAUAAUCAAUAUCGCUAUGUUCUUGGGCACCCAACUGCAGUAAAUGUGCAUUUGGUUUUGAGUCUUUGCCUUUAAUUUGCCUUCCUGAAAAGCUAGAGAGAGAGAGAGAGAAAGAGAGAGAGCUUUAAGGUGUUUCAGAGUUUCAGGUGAUUGAAGGGAGGAAGACACAGCGAGCGAGCGAAGCUCUUUCUGAAGAAUUUCUCCGCAAAAUUCCGGCUUUUCUGGUCACUCUUGUUGUCCAUUUGUGGGGGAUCUGGAAGUUUGGGUUCUCGGAAUUUUGAGAUAGCAGAAUCUCUGGUUUCUGAAUCUUCAAGAAAGGUCAAAUCUGGGGUGUUUUUGUGUUUCCAGUCAUUCUUUUGAGCCCAAAUACUUGGUCUUUGCAUUUGAAUAUUGCAUAAAGCAAAGGAUUCUUGGCUUUCCGUCCUAAGACAGGGUGUUUGGUUUUUGAAAACAAAGAGCUCUCAUCCUGGGAAGCUUUAAUAUUUAUUCCCUUUUGCUUUUUUGAAAAGAGAGUUUGAAACUUGGCCUCCUUUUCUAGGGUUCUUGUUUGAUGGGCUAAGUGUACUGCUGCUUGUCUCUGGUGUUAAACUGGAGCUUUAUUCAGUUCUUCUUUAGACAUACUCUGUGUGAUUGACUGUACAGAAAAGAAAGCUUUCAUGCAUCUUUCAUUAUGGAAGCCAAUAUCUCUCUGUGCUGCUCUGAUAUUGGACAAAAAGAGCAGAAAGAGAGAUGGGUCUAACCAUUCCUCAGAAGAAGUUAAGAGGAACCCAUCAAUUCUGAGGAAAGUGAUAGAACACAAACUCAGGGAGGCACUUGAGGAAGCAUCUGAAGAUGGGUCUCUUGUUAAAUCCCAAGGGAUGGACUCUGAGGCCAUGGAAAAUCAAGAUGAGGGCUUGGGGAGAUCGCGGUCACUUGCCAGAUUACAUGCCCAGAAGGAAUUCCUCAAAGCCACUGCUCUUGCUGCAGAGCGCAUAUUUGAGUCGGAAGACUCCAUCCCGGAACUCAUCGAAUCCUUUUCCAAGUUCCUCACCAUGUACCCGAAGUACCAGUCAUCGGAGAGGAUUGAUCAGCUGAGGUCAGAUGAGUACUCUCACCUUUCUGGGUCUGGUCCCAAGGUAUGUCUUGACUACUGUGGAUUUGGGCUGUUUUCGUUUCUUCAAACUGUUCACUAUUGGGAUUCAUCUACAUUUAGCUUGUCUGAGAUUACUGCCAAUUUGAGCAAUCAUGCUUUAUAUGGGGGUGCUGAUAAGGGUACCGUGGAACAUGAUAUUAAAAGCAGAAUAAUGGAUUACUUGAACAUCCCUGAGAAUGAGUAUGGCCUAGUUUUUACUGUUAGUCGAGGAUCUGCUUUUAAAUUGCUGGCUGAAUCAUACCCUUUUCACACAAACAAGAAAUUGUUGACAAUGUUUGAUCAUGAAAGCCAGUCGGUUAAUUGGAUGGGUCAGGCUGCCAGGGAGAAAGGUGCCAAAGUUUACAGUGCGUGGUUCAAAUGGCCGACCCUCAAGCUCUGUUCAACUGAUUUGAGAAAACAAAUUUCAAACAAAAAGAGGAGAAAGAAAGACUCGGCAACUGGUCUUUUUGUUUUUCCUGUUCAAUCUAGAGUUACCGGUGCAAAAUACUCGUAUCAAUGGAUGGCUCUGGCUCAGCAAAACAAUUGGCAUGUCCUGCUUGAUGCUGGUGCACUAGGUCCCAAAGACAUGGAUUCCUUAGGAUUGUCUUUGUUUCGACCAGAUUUCAUCAUCACCUCAUUUUAUAGGGUGUUUGGGUAUGACCCAACUGGUUUUGGAUGUCUUCUCAUAAAAAAAUCUGUGAUGUCGAGCCUUCAAAAUCAGUCUGGCCAUGCUGGCUCUGGUAUAGUGAAAAUUACUCCAGUUUACCCCUUAUAUUUGAGUGAUUCGAUUGAUGGUUUCCCUGGAUUGGCUGAAGAUGGUGAAGCUGGAGGGGAUAGUGAGGUUAUCAAGGAAUCUCGGCCAGGGUCUCAGUUGCCUGCCUUUUCUGGCGCUUUCACAUCUGCCCAGGUCAGGGAUGUAUUUGAGACAGAGAUGGAGCAUGAUAACAGUUCAGAUAGGGAUGGAACGAGCACAAUAUUCGAAGAAACUGAAAGCGUAUCUGUUGGUGAGGUAAUGAGAAGUCCCGUGUUUAGUGAAGAUGAAUCAUCAGAUAACUCACUGUGGAUAGAUUUGGGGCAAAGCCCAUUGGGUUCAGAUAGCGCUGGCCAUCCAAACAAACAAAAGAUGGCCUCUCCUGUACCGCCGUUUUGGUUUGCCGGUAGGAGGAAUAAUAAGCGUCUAUCUCCAAAACCUUCAAAGAUAUUGAGCAGCCCAAUGUAUGACAAAGAGGUGAACCCAGGGCAUCGUGAAGACCAUAUGCUAUCAUUUGAUGCUGCUGUGCGUUCUGUGUCUCAAGAAUUGGACCAUUUCCAGGAUAUUCCUGAAGAAGAACAGUUCACUGAAGGAAAUCUUGGUUCGAGAGAAUAUAGGACCCCAAAUAACCGGCUUGUUCGUGAGAUAGAAGAAGUGGAAACUAGAAAACCUGAUCAAAUGAACUCUGCCGUGAAAGGGUAUGGUCUUAACAAGGCUUCUACUUCUGAACAUUUUCAGAAUGGUUCGACCUCUGAGAUAUGUCGUGAGAUUAAAGAUAGUGCUAUAAGAAGAGAGACGGAAGGUGAAUUCAGAUUGCUCGGAAGAAGGGAAGGGAACAAAUUUUCUGGCGGUAGAUUUUUUGGCAUAGAAGAGAUUGAUCAACCUGGGAGCCGGGGAAGAAGGGUUUCCUUUAGCAUGGAGGAUAACCACAAAGUUCGUCUAGGUCACACGGUGGAACCUGGGGAGUUAUCAGCCACGAGUCUAGAUGAUGAUGAGUACAUCAGUGAUGGGGAAUAUGACGGGCAAGAAUCAGACAGGAGAGAACCCGAGAUAAUAUGCAAGCAUCUGGAUCAUAUAAACAUGUUGGGUCUCAACAAGACUACUUUUCGAUUACGGUAUCUGGUUAAUUGGCUCGUGACCUCAUUGCUGCAAUUAAGACUGCCUGGUUCAAAUGGUGAGGACAGUGUAUCACUUGUUCACAUUUAUGGACCCAAAAUAAAAUACGAGAGAGGUGCCGCUGUUGCUUUCAAUGUGAGAAACAGCAAUUGGGGUCUUAUAAGACCAGAAGUUGUGCAGAAACUGGCCGAGAUGCAUGGUAUUUAUCUUGGCAUCGGCAUCCUCAGUCACAUUCGGAUUCUAGAUAGUUCAAAACAGCAGCGUGGAGCUUCAAAUCUCGAAGACACUGCGCUGUGCAAGCCAAUGGACAACGGCAGGCACGACUCAAAAAGCGGGUUUAUCAGAGUCGAGGUCCUCACUGCAUCACUCGGCUUUCUUUCUAACUUCGAAGACGUGUACCAAUUGUGGGCUUUCGUGGCUAAAUUCCUCAACCCAGACUUCAUCAAACAGACUCUCCUCCCUACCGUCGCAGAAGAGGCUGACGCUUGAAACCCGAACGCCAUUUCAACGCUUGAGCUUUCUUUCGCUGCGGGACAAAGAUGCAGAGAUCGACGUGCUGCCUUAAAGUGGAUGGCAAGAUUAAAGGUGGAUUCUUUAGCAGUACCCUCUGCCUCUUUGAUGCAUUUUUAGGAUAAUUUGUUGAUUCUUGUUUUGAUUUCUCAUUUUCGGCUUUUGGGAUUCUGAUGUGGAGUUGGAUUUAGGAAUUUGUAUAUCUUUAGGUAGUCAUGACGAACUAAAGCAUAUAUCAAUGGGUUCAUCAUCCUCUCAACUACAUUUUGUUAUUUACCAGGCUGUUGUUCUCUGCUGUAUAUAUACAUAUCAUUAUUUCUUCAA
Messenger RNA from Ipomoea triloba (trilobed morning glory), 3969 nucleotides. RefSeq lists its product as uncharacterized. The record is from RefSeq and is a predicted model, not a curated record. Lineage: Eukaryota; Viridiplantae; Streptophyta; Magnoliopsida; Solanales; Convolvulaceae. Bases 814 to 3624 code for a protein of 936 amino acids. The transcript has 2 exons.